AUGAGUGCCGAAGCUGCGUUGAUUUCUGAACGUCAGCACGGGGGUGGGGAAGGAUUUGUCGAAACUACUGGAGAAAACACUGCUGUCCUCAGGCAAUACUUCGUGCAUUUGGAUUUGAAGACGUUUUCCGAGCAGGAACAGGUCUUUGACUCCACCGUCGCCACAAGCGACGGCGAAGUGCUCUUCAAGGGCACCGACGUAGCCUUCCGCAAGGUCACACCAGAACAGAUCAAGAAAGCCAUGGAGAGCCAGAUGGCGGAGGAUGAUCAGAAGAUCUACGAGGCUUCCGGCUGCCAUCACGAGGAUUUCUGGAGAGACUCCCUGUAA
Molecule: messenger RNA, 327 nt
Organism: Symbiodinium sp. CCMP2456
Lineage: Eukaryota; Dinophyceae; Suessiales; Symbiodiniaceae
Source: the annotation of a GenBank genome assembly